Rosa rugosa (rugosa rose) is the source of this 1065-nucleotide messenger RNA. RefSeq names its product NAC transcription factor 25-like. The coding region runs from base 1 to 1065 and encodes 354 amino acids. Gene Ontology annotation, molecular function: DNA binding. Gene Ontology annotation, biological process: regulation of DNA-templated transcription. The transcript is spliced from 2 exons. The record is from RefSeq and is a predicted model, not a curated record. Lineage: Eukaryota; Viridiplantae; Streptophyta; Magnoliopsida; Rosales; Rosaceae.
AUGUAUCCGAGAAUUAGAGAAAUUGAAUGGUACUUUUUCUCUUCUAGAGACCGAAGGUACCCCAAUGGAUCUCGGCCUAAUCGAUCAGCAAAAGGUGGCUACUGGAAGGCAACGAAAAGAGAUGAGAUCAUCACAGCUCAAGGUGGUGAAGAAAUUGGAUUCAAAAUGCAUCUGGAAUUUUAUGAAGGAACACAUGCACAAGGUAGAAAGACAAACUGGAAAAUGCAUGAAUAUAGGAUCAAAGAAGAGAAUGAUAUUGGUCCUCCUCAAAAUACCAACAAGGGUGAAGGUAUCAGCAUGAGGUUGGAUGAUUUGGUUUUGUGUAAGAUUUACAUAAAGAAGAAUUUCAAGGCUGAUACAGACAGCAACAGUUCAAAGACAUCAGACAAUUCUGAUCAAGUAGUACUCCCAGUAACAAAUGUUACAACAUCUAGUGAUUGUCAAAAUAAAUUAGCUAUUCAGCAUGAAGUUCAAGAUCAAUCUCUCAAUGCCUCACAGUUCGACCACAAUGGCUUCUCAACUUUAACGAACUAUCGUGAUGUAGAAUCCAGCAGCAGCAACUUCUGGAAUCAAAACUACACAGAUGAUUACGACACGUACUUGAUGCAGAUGAGUCGAGAUCCAUCAUCGUCACGAUUCUUUUCUUCUCCGUUUCCCUUGCAAUCUUCAACAGACCAGAUUUGCGCAGGAUUGGAGCCUGUAGAUGAUAAGAUAUCAGAGAUCGAUCCAAGUUCUAUGUUACGGUUGAUACCUGCGCAUGUCAGAGAAUGUGAUGAGAAUAUGUCAGAGAAUAAGAAUCAAAACUAUACAGAUGAUUACGACACGUACUUGAUGCAAAUGAGUCGAGAUCCAUCGUCGUCACGAUUAUUUUCUUCUCCGUUUCCCUUGCAAUCUUCAACAGACCAGAUUUGCGCAGGAUUGGAGCCUGUAGAUGAUAAGAUAUCAGAGGUCGAUCCAAGUUCUAUUGUGUUACCUGCGCAUGUCAGAGAAUAUGAUAAUCGUGCAUGUAAAGCCGAGCCUAUUCAGCCUGUUAGGGAUGAAGGUGAUGAUCAUGUGUCUAAAUGA